This is a messenger RNA of Phyllopteryx taeniolatus (common seadragon), 3051 nucleotides long. It is a transcript of the gene lgi3, whose product is annotated as leucine-rich repeat LGI family, member 3. Gene Ontology annotation, molecular function: protein binding. The transcript is spliced from 9 exons. Gene Ontology annotation, cellular component: synaptic vesicle. The record is from RefSeq and is a predicted model, not a curated record. Bases 23 to 1669 code for a protein of 548 amino acids. NCBI's taxonomy places the organism in Eukaryota, Metazoa, Chordata, Actinopteri, Syngnathiformes, Syngnathidae. Gene Ontology annotation, biological process: regulation of exocytosis.
UCCCUUCUCUUCCUGCUCAAGUAUGAUGGAGCUUGGACCAAGGUGCCUCAAUGUGAUCUACUUGUCGGUUCUGUGUCUGUCUCUCUGCCUGCCAGGAGAGACGAACACAAAAAAGGCCAUCAAGAUACCCCGCUGUCCAGCGACCUGUUCGUGCACCAAAGACAGUGCCUUCUGUGUGGAUACGAAGGCAAUACCGAAGAGCUUCCCACCUGGGAUCAUUUCUUUGACGAUAGUGAAUGCAGCAUUUACGACGAUCCCAGAGGGAGCUUUCUCACACCUUCACCUACUCCAAUUCCUACUCUUGAACUCAAACACAUUCUCCACAAUUUCGGAUGACGCUUUUGCUGGCCUGUCUCACCUGCAGUACCUGUUCAUUGAGAAUAAUGAAGUACAAACUCUCUCAAAGUAUGCCUUCCGAGGACUAAAAUCUCUGACUCAUCUAUCCCUCUCAAACAACAACCAGCAACAGCUGCCCAGAGAUCUAUUUAAACAUCUGGAUCUCCUCACAGACUUGGACCUGCGAGGAAACUCUUUCCACUGUGACUGUAAGAUCAAGUGGUUGGUUGACUGGAUAGAAAAGAGUAAUACUUCAGUUCCUCCCAUAUACUGUGCAAGCCCCUUUGAAUUCCAGGGACGGAGAAUCCAUGACCUUGUCCCGAGAGACUUCAACUGCAUCAGUGCAGAUUUUGCCGUUUAUGAAACGUUUCCUUUCCAGUCUGUGUCUGUGGAGUCUUAUGAGUUUUGCGGAGAUCAGUUUGUUGCCUUUGCUCAACCUGAAUCAGGUUUCUGCACUCUUUAUGUGUGGGAUCAUGUAGAAAUGGCCUUUAGGACAUUUCAUAAUAUUACAUCUCGUUCAGCGCUGUACUGCAAACCAGUGGUGAUAGACAACACACUUUACAUGGUUGUGGCCCAACUUUUUGGUGGAUCUCACAUCUACAAAUGGGAAGAGGACCCCCUUCGUUUUGUGAAGAUCCAAGAUAUUGACACAAUUCGUGUGAGGAAGCCCAACUUCGUGGAGACCUUCCAUUUGGAUGCUGAAUGGUAUUUUGUAGUAGCAGACAGUUCGAAGGCUGGUUCAACCAGCAUUUAUCGAUGGAACAGCAAUGGUUUUUACUCCCACCAGUCCCUCCAUCCUUGGCACCGUGACACGCAUGUGGAGUUUCUCGAUGUUGGAGGAAAGCCUCACCUCAUCCUCUCCAGUGCCACUCAACCACCAGUGGUUUACCAGUGGAACCGAGGCCAGAAGCAGUUUGAUUUCUUCUCUCAAAUCACAGAGCAAGCUGACGUGCAGAUGGUCAAGCACUUUUGGGUUAGAAAGGCGCUUUACCUGUGCCUUACCCGCUUCAUUGGUGACUCAAAGAUUCUCCGCUGGGAAGGCCAGCGUUUCAUUGAGAUCCAAGUUCUUCCCUCUCGCGGUUCGAUGGUAGUGUAUCCCUUCACAGUGGGUCUUCGUCAGUAUCUUAUCCUUGGGAGUGAUUUCUCCUUUUCCAGAGUGUACUUGUGGGAUGAUCUCACUCAGCGGUUUCAGCCCUUCCAAGAACUUAACAUCAGAGCUCCAAGGGCCUUCAGCUUGGUGUCGGUCGACAACAAAGACAUUCUGGUGGCUGCCAGCUUCAAGGGCAAUUCCCUGGCCUACCAGCAUCUGCUGGUCGAUCUCAGUGCUAAGUAGAGAUGUGAGAGACAACAGGAUGUGCCAAAAACAACAACAUGUACCCAUACAGGUGCAUCUCAAAUUAGUUGUGUAAAACUCAGUUUAUUCAAGUACAUCAAUUCAAAGUGAAAUUUAUUUAUUACUCUACAUAGAGUCACUACACAUAAUACAUAAAUAUUUAAUGUGUAUCAUUUUUGAUUAUUUAUAGCUUAGUGCUGACGGAAACCUCCAAGUUAGGUCGGUAUAAUGACUUUCACUUUUUGAAUUGAACAACAGAAAUAAGUAAACUUUUCUACAAUUGUAAUUUAUUGGGAUGCACCUGUAUGGAAGUUUUGUUAUUUCACACGUUUUAAAUGAGUAACUUAAAAAUGGUUCAAAUCUAUUUUCUGAAUUAUUAUAACAUUAUUAAUAAUGUUAUAAUUUAGCCUCAGUGCCACGCUGACUGAAAUGUCAAGUUACUGCUUCUGUAUAUAUUAUCGUUGAAAUGCAUGUGAAUUUAUUGAAUCAGUCACUUGCAGUGUUGCCACAGUUACUUUGAAAAAGUAAUUUAGUUACUUUACUGAUUACUUCAUUAGAUUAAGUUAGAUUAAGAAAUUAGAUUACAAGUAAUUUUUUUUGUUACUUUCAGCAGCUGCCAUGUGGCAGGAAUAUCACUUAUCCACAGUACAAAAAAAAGCAUUAGCUAAACCGUACCCAUAACUUGGUAAUGUACGUCAAGAAUAACGUCACCAACAUGAACCAAUAACUGAAAUGUGUGUGUAGUUGAAACCACAUUAAAUGAGUAGCAUUUAAAGUAACUAUUGAUAGUAUGAUGAAGUAACUGUAAUCUAAUUAAUUCCCUGGCUAUAACAACACGCGACAUUAAUCGUUUCUCAGAAUGGCCACCAUUUAAGAGUAACACGUUACAGUUAAAAAGGCAUCACUGCAUAGUGAUGUUAUGUUUGAUACGUGGUGAAAAAGGAUAUUGAAGGUUACGUGUGUAAAAUUUUUAAAAGCUAUAAAUCAUCACUGCAGCACCUCAAAUUUUGAAAUAUAUUUAUAUGAUAUUAGAUAUCCUUAUGUCCUCAUUUUAUUUUGCACUAACAUCAAACAUUUGAUUCACAAGGAGAGAACAAAUUAAAUGACACUGCGAGUCAAUUUAAUAGUUGCUUAUCAUGGAUUUUGUCUUCAUUAAUGUAUAAUGUAAUUGUGUUAUUAAUCCUCUUAAUGCAAUAUAUAUUUUUUGGAUGCGUUGGAAAAAUUAGUAGUGCAACUUCUAAGUCAGUGGAUUGAUAUCAUUAAUCACUUUAGCACUAAUGUAUGUUUUUGACGUCAGUCCAAAAACUUUAUUCCAUUGCUGCAAUGUACAUUUAUGGACAGGGAAGUAUGAAUAAAACAUGCUUUAGAGCACUCUGAUAAAA